Chilo suppressalis (striped riceborer) is the source of this 4034-nucleotide messenger RNA. NCBI's taxonomy places the organism in Eukaryota, Metazoa, Arthropoda, Insecta, Lepidoptera, Crambidae. The record is from the annotation of a GenBank genome assembly.
GCAGCUAUCACGACCGGCGGGGGGCAUGAGGGCUGAAGGGGACUGUGUACGUGCGCCGGUCGAGCCGGCUUCGCGGCCGCUACUCCUCCAGUCCUCAGUUGGAUUUUAGAACAUCAGACGGGCGGGCGUGUGUAGGAUGGAUCGUUAGCAACAUCAGCAGUUUUUUUCAUUCCGCCUUCUAACAGUGUUUGUUUAUUACCUUCUGGCACACUUUCCGUAAAUCCUUCUCGACGGUGGUGCUUUUUAUUUUAAUUUGACGUUUAUUUUCUAUCUUACCUUAAUAAACGUCGUCCCGAUUUCAAGUCGAGAAGGCGGCCGCACAAGUUUGAAAGCGGCUUUUAAGAGUAGUAACACCUACUCGAAAUUUUUCAAUAUUGCUGCAUCAACUCAUCAGGCAGUUAUCAAGAUGGUGAAGAAGGUUUCAGAAGAGAGCGUAGAUAGUGGAGUCGGUCGCUGCAGCAGCCAGUCGGGCAGCGAGCGGGAGUCGGACGAGAUCCCGCGGGUGGUGGAACCCUCUGCCCCAGUCCCCAUCCCCGACAGCGAGGACCUGCAGCGUCGCAAGGAGGAGGCGCGCAGGAAGCGCCGCAGGAAGAAGCGCUCGGGCAGCUCCGUGGUCACAUCAUGUUUCCAAGAUCUGUACAAAUUGACGGGCGAGGUACUCGGCGAGGGCGCGUACGCCUCGGUGCAGACAUGCGUGAACAUCUACACGGAGCAGGAGUUUGCGGUGAAGAUCAUUGACAAGGUACCGGGGCACGCCCGUGCCCGGGUGUUCCGCGAGGUGGAGACCUUCCACUACUGCCAGGGACACCCGAACAUAAUCCAGCUCAUUGAAUUCUUUGAGGACACCGACAAGUUUUAUCUUGUCUUCGAAAAGAUCAACGGCGGUCAGCUUUUAUCGCGCAUACAGGAGCACCACUACUUCUCCGAACCGCAGGCGGCGGAGAUAGUGCGCGAGCUGGCGAACGCCUUGCAUUUCCUGCACGGCAAGGGCGUCGCCCACCGGGACCUCAAGCCCGAGAACAUUCUGUGCGUGCACACAGACCGCCUGUGCCCCGUGAAGAUCUGCGAUUUUGAUCUGGGCAGCGGCAUUAGUUUCACGUCGAGCCUCGCUAGUCCGCUGGCCACGCCUCAGCUCAUGACACCGGUUGGCAGCGCGGAAUUCAUGGCGCCCGAAGUGGUGUCCCUAUUCGCGGGCUCGGCGGCGGCGCACUACGACAAACGCUGCGAUCUGUGGUCGCUCGGCGUGAUCGCGUACAUUUUGUUGUGCGGCUACCCGCCAUUCCGCGCGGACUGCGGCACCGACUGCGGCUGGGAGCGUGGCGAGAACUGUCGCGCUUGUCAGGACCUGCUCUUCACCUCCAUUCAGGAAGGGCGGUACAGUUUCCCCGAGGAGGAGUGGGCGCACAUCUCGUACGAGGCGAAGGACCUAAUCCGGCAGCUGCUGGUCCGCGAGGCUUCGCACCGACUGAGCGCUGAGAGAGUGCUGCAGCACCCCUGGCUGCGACGCGCCGACCCGCGCGCCCGGCACCCGCCACUGCUUACGCCCGCCAACAUUAAAAGAAACAUGUCGGCGCGCAACCUAAGCAACUUCGCCGAAUCCGCGAUGGCGGUGAACCGCGUUAUCCAGCAGCACUUCUCCAUGAACUACUCGUACAUGGUGCGUCCGCCUUCAGCGUUACGUUGCAGCAAAUCCUGCUACCCGAGCCCCGACGCGGUGGAAGACGAAAUAGGGACACCGCUGGGGCUCUCACCACCCGCCGAUUCCGAGCUGCUGCGCCGUCGGCACGCCGACAAACCACUAGCAGUGCAUUAGCCUCCGAUCUCAAUCUACCUUACUACUUACUACGAAAUCAUAGAGUUAUAAGAAUAGAGUUGGGGAGAUAUAGACUCUACUACAACUGGAAGUGUCCCUCUAAUAGAAAGAGAAAGAAGAUGAGAGACCGCUAGCUUUCUCUCUCUAAUCGCGCAUGCGCAUUGGCGACCGUAAGCAUCUUACUAUUCCGAUGUGUUGCCAUUGGAUGCCAUGCGUCACAAGAAAGAGAUAGCUAGCGGUGUCUCAUCUUCUUUCUCUUUCUACUAGAGGGACACUUUUAGAGCCGCCUUCCCCGCUCUAUUCUUAUGCCUCUAUGUACGAAAUUGACGUCUGCGCAAGAGUUGCCUGUCAAACAGUGCUGCAGCUUCAAAGACUUUUAUAACUGAAUCGGCGACUCGUAAACGCGCGUCUUAUGGCGUUGUCCCUUUCUAUCGCGUAGAACACAUCACUAGCGACCUCCUUCGUACUAGAGAAUGUCGUUUCUCCCUUCACGAUAGAGAGAGGACGAUUCUGUCACUUUUGCAUCGAUAAUGCGAAAUGAAAACAGUGACGUUUAUUAAAACAGUUUUGUAGUAAGGUUACUUAUGUGGUUACUGUGCUCCAAAAUCCUACCAGUAGGUCGACAUUUUACAAUAAUUACCCGCCUUCACGUUCGACAACUUCAAUUUAAUUGUAUUCUUACUACAUUGUUUGAGAGUUCAAUUUCGAGCCAAACGGAUCACGGGGAACUUUUGAUUGUUUGAUAGAAAUAGUAACUUCUGGUAGGACUAUGGAUUUUAGGCGGUUAGCUGCGCCAUCUCACACUUGUCGCUCCCUCACUCCGCUCCCACCAAGCGUUAACUAAUGCUUGAAACACUAAGACCCAUAUUAUAGAAUGAUUCUCAGUGAUUGAUCUAGUCUUGAGCAUAGUUAUAGAAAGGGAUGUCGCUAUAUAAAGCACAUAGCGACAUCCCUUUCUAACUGUACUCAAGUAAAGAUCAACACUUAGUUGAUAUUCUGUAAUACGGGCCUAAGUAUGCAAAGCGUUCCGUUACACGCACAAAGUACGUCCCCACCGAAAAUGGCGCGUUCGACACUCCCCGAUUUGUAAAUUUUCUAAGUCAUUUGUAAAUUUUACAAGAUGAACUUUUAAAUGUAGCUUAACAUUAGCUGGUUUAAGAGAUAAGAUUUGUAAAAUAUUAAGUGUUUUGUCGAGGGUCGAACUGGGUCGGCAGGUCGUGGCGAUUCAUAGCGGUGUUGGGAAUCGCGAUGAGACAAGAAUGUUUACGAUAGAGGACAGACCAAACGAGGUUCGCUAACGUUCCCCCGAAGGCAGUUUGACAAUAGAAUUUCUGUGUAUCCACAUUUUCAAUGUAACGUAUUUAAAAUUACGAAAGAGAGAGAGAGAGAAGACGCCGUUUGACGGCGGAACCUUAACGGAUCUCGAAUACAGCACAAACAUGUGACCUUAGUUCGCAACUCAUCUCAGCUACAAUCCCAGUGAUAAAAUAGUUGCGAAACUAUUAAACUAUAAAUAGUUUCCAAAGUGCCUAGUACGAGGAUUUGAAGUAUUCGAAAACUGCGUUCGCCUCUUUACAGCGGCGAAUCUAAAGCGUCGCUGUCAAAUUAAUACUACAGACAAAAUUAUAUGAUCGUAGUUUCCGAAAACUAUUAAAACUCGCAUCAGGCACACUGUCCUCGCCACCUUCGCCCGGACGUGGUCUGGACAUUCCACCGGUCAGUCCAACUAUUGCUUCGUAAAAAGAUUCCCCCUGGGUUAAUACACUACAUUUAUAGUACAAAAUACUUUAUAACGUUUUUAAAAGUAUCAAGUAUAAUAUUUACGUAUAAUGAAAGAUUUAUUGGGAGAACAAAAAUGUACGGCAAUAGAUGGACUGAUCGCAUUCGCGGUAGUCCGAUGGGGACGCAUAUCGGUGCGCUGGACGUCCGUUGGAAUAUAGACUCUAUUUAUAGCGUGUGUAGUGCGAGUCCCGAGGACUCUGUGGCGGCGACAGUGACGUAAGGCCGCGUGGGGCGCGAGUGCCGAAGGACUAUUCCACCAGUGAUAGUUGCCGGCCGUUACUAGGGCCGGCGCCCGUAGAGCUGUAACGGUUUUAUUUGAGCCUUUUAAAGAUAUAUUUUUAUGAAUAAAUAAAAACGACUGAAUAGUUUUUAUCGAGAUAUGUAGAGUAUUUGUGAGUUUUAUGUUGCGGCGGUGCGCGUGCGCCGCUGGAGACCGAAA